AUGGAGUUGACUAAAUUACAAGUGGCUCAUUGGAAGCCAGAAGCCUUUUCAAAUUUGUCUCAACUUAGUCUUCUCCAUAUUCGUAAUGUGGACCUUCCCGACGGCCUCACUUGUCUUUCUAAUUCCUUGAGACUCCUCGAAUGGACUGGGUAUCCCUUGAGAUCUCUCCCACAAAAUUUUGAAGCAGAUGAACUUAUUGAACUUAACUUGUGCCACAGCAACAUUGAACAGCUUUGGAAGGGAACAAAGAAUUUUGACAAGUUGAAGUUCAUCAAACUCUGCCAUUCUCAAAGCAUUGUGGAGACCCCAGACCUCGCAGGCGUUCAGAAUCUUGAUACUUUAGAUCUUGAAGGAUGUGAGAAUUUGACUGCAAAAGUCUCGAGAGUCUGCCAAGUAGAAUUGAAAUGGAAUCUCAAAGUGAGAGGUUCAAUCUUUCAUCGAUGCAAAGUAGUUUGGCGAUCUUUAAAAAAGGUCUUGCCUUCUGGAUUGGUGCAAAAAGUGAAUACAGAGCCAAAGAGUUUCCACUUGCCUAUAUCACAAAAAGUGAAUACAGAGCCAAAGAGUUUCCACUUGCCUAUAUCACAAACAGUGAAUACAGAGCCAAAGAGUUUCCCCUUGCCUAUAUCACAAAAAGUGAAUACAGAGCCAAUGAGUUUCUGCUUGCCUAUAUCUGGUCUGUGUAAUUUAACAUAUCUGAACCUGAGUAAUUGCAAUCUUGGUGAAGAAGCAUUUGCCAACGAAUUUGGUCACUUUCCCUCUUUGGUGACCUUGAAUCUAAGUGGAAACAAUUUUGUUCGUCUUCCUUCCGGCAUUGGAUUGCUUUCUAAGCUUGAGUACUUUAACUUGGAGAAUUGCAAGAGACUUCAAGAGUUGUCAGACCUUCCAUCAAAUAGUAUACUAGAUUUAAGGGCAGAUGGUUGUACUUCACUGAAAUACUUGUUUGAUGCAUCAAAUUUGAACAGAUUAAACAAAUCAUAUUUCAAUUUCAUCAAUUGCUUCAAUCUAAAUGGCAAUCAAGGAUGCAAUAACAUAGCAUUUGAAAUGCUGAAGACAUUCAUGUAUCAGGGAAUCUCUAAUAACAGGGAAACUUUCAAAUUUCGGGUUUUGGGAUUUGCUCUGUGUGCUGUUUUUGUACUCCAUAAACAACAUCGGGUGCAAAAGCUUUAUAUAGAUGAAUUCAAGACUUUUAAUGCAACACAUCAUCUUGUAUGUUGCCUGAAGCUCGAUGGAAGAGAAUUGGAAGUAUAUGGCAGACAGCCUGCAUUUCGCUUUAGUGAAGAAUUUUGCAAGGUUAAGUCAGAUCACCUGUGGCUAUUCUAUGUAUCUCGUGAUAAAUACUUUGGUACAGAGUGGUGGCAUAACAGUUGCAGUCAGUUUGAGUUCUUAUUUGAAACCCGGGGGCCAGGUCUGACGGUGAUGGAGUGUGGAGUCCGUCUGAUAUAUGAGCAAGAUGUGCAAGAGUUGAAACAAACAACCACUCAAUCAAGCAGUGGGAUGUCUCCUUAUGAGGAUAUAUUGAUUGGUUUUGACAUUGCAGUUGCAGGGGAAACCCGUGGCAGUGGUAGCAGAACUUGCACGCUUGAAGAAUUAUAG
Messenger RNA from Rosa chinensis, 1593 nucleotides. Its product is annotated as disease resistance protein RML1B-like. The coding region runs from base 1 to 1593 and encodes 530 amino acids. Gene Ontology annotation, molecular function: protein binding. The transcript has 5 exons. NCBI's taxonomy places the organism in Eukaryota, Viridiplantae, Streptophyta, Magnoliopsida, Rosales, Rosaceae. Gene Ontology annotation, biological process: defense response. The record is from RefSeq and is a predicted model, not a curated record.